Sclerotinia sclerotiorum 1980 UF-70 is the source of this 267-nucleotide messenger RNA. RefSeq lists its product with no specific name. The transcript is spliced from 3 exons. The record is from RefSeq and is a predicted model, not a curated record. Bases 1 to 267 code for a protein of 88 amino acids. NCBI's taxonomy places the organism in Eukaryota, Fungi, Ascomycota, Leotiomycetes, Helotiales, Sclerotiniaceae.
AUGAGCUCGCCACCCCCGAGGCCUCGGUAUCCAAUAUUUGCAACUAAGCAGCUUUCACAUGUACCAAUCCCCAAUGUUCAUACUUUUCAGGAAGGAGUUUCUGGCUUGAUGAAGAUUAAAAGCUCCGGACGAUCCUGUCACCGCAUUACCGUUCAUAGUCUUCCUGCUGUACUUAGCACGGGACGCGUACGAAGUAAACUGUACAUCGAAACACAACACGAUCAUUUGAUUGUCAAGUCUACAUCGAGCUAUAGAAAAUCGGAAUGA